CAUUAAAAAAAUAAAAAUAAUAGUAUUAAAAUUGAAGCAUACUAUAUAAACAGAAUGAAUCACACAAAAUCUACAUACAAUCAGAUCCAGCGAUGCAAUUAUUAGUGAGCGCAAAGUGUUAACAGCUUAAAAGGGUAUCCAGAAGAUCUCUCUGAUUCCAUCUCACUGAAAUCAAAUUUCUCUUUGCAAGGAAGAAAUCAAUCCCUUUUGUGCUAUCAAAUAUCAAGAGAAAAGGAAGGAAGAAACGCACUACACACAGUAGAGCUGAGGAAGAUGGGGAGCAACUACUUCGGCGAUCAGAAUUACUUGGGCAACGAGAGGGGCGCGGGGGGGUUGUCGUCGUCUUCUUCGUCGUCGUCGUCGAGAAAAGGGAAGAAGAGCGGCUCCGAUAAGCCUAAGCAGCCGCAGAGGGGGCUGGGGGUGGCGCAGCUUGAGAAGAUUAGGUUGCAUAGUCAACUCGGAUGCACAUAUUUACCUUCUGUUCAUCACAACCCUUAUGCCUCCACUUUCACCCAGGAGGAUAUGAGGCUGCAAACAGCUCCUUCUUCGUCGUUGUCGUCGUCCUCCUUCUCGUAUUCAUCGUCGUCGUCGCCUCCUUACGGCUUCCAGGGACACCAUGGAGUCAUGAUGGGAUUGCCAGAUUUAGAUGGGGCAAAUCUUGCUUACGGAGAUUCCCAACCCACCAAUGUUGCAAGAUGGCAUCAAGGCAAUGCAGGCUACGGAACUCAACAUUUUGUUGAGCCAAGCAUGACUAGAUCCUUCUUCGAAGCUCCGGCUCAGGGCUCCCACAACAUGAACAUGAAAGAUGGGUCGAGUAGUCUGAACUCGGAAUCCAGUAGCUCACAAGAGAUAGAUUUGGAGCUCAAACUCUCGCUGUGAACUUCUUCUUCUUCUUCUUCUUCUUCUUCUUCUUCUUCUUCUUCUUCUUCUUCUUCUUCUUCUUCUUCUUCUUCUUCUUCUUCUUCUUCUUCACACUCUCCUCUCUCUGCAACUUAUAGCGUAUGUGGAUCUCGCGUGUAAGUUGGAGGAUAUAAGUCCAAAAACUAGCAACUAUGCACAAGUUUAAGAUAAACAUUGUGUAUUUGUUACAGUUUGAUAGCUUGCUAUGUGAUUGGAAUUGAUAACCUAGCCUCUUAUAAUGAAAUGAAGUUUGUCAA
This is a messenger RNA of Salvia miltiorrhiza (redroot sage), 1157 nucleotides long. Its product is annotated as protein SPEAR1-like. The coding region runs from base 274 to 879 and encodes 201 amino acids. The transcript has 5 exons. The record is from RefSeq and is a predicted model, not a curated record. Gene Ontology annotation, molecular function: DNA-binding transcription factor activity. Lineage: Eukaryota; Viridiplantae; Streptophyta; Magnoliopsida; Lamiales; Lamiaceae.